GGUCAGGGAAAUUCAAAUCCCACCUCGAGAAAUAAACCAAUUUCAAAAACUCCACCAUUCUCAUUCUCAUUCUUCUUCUUCACCUUCUUUUUCUUCUUCUGUACUUCACUACUUGCCAUAAACAACUAAUGCUCUUUCACUAACCAACAACAAUGCCAAUGCAUCAUCUUCUUUUAUCACUCUUUUUCUUCUUCGUUGUUCCUCCAGCCACCUCUCUCAACUCUGACGGCCUCUCCCUGCUUGCCCUCAAAGCCGCCGUGGACUCUGAUCCCACCGGCGUCCUGAGCUCCUGGUCAGAAAACGACGCCACUGCAUGCCACUGGCCCGGCGUGUCCUGCACCGGCGACAGAGUUACCCAACUCUCUCUCCCUGACAAGAGCCUCAGCGGUUACAUUCCCUCUGAACUGGGAUUUCUUAGCUCCCUCAAAAGACUCAGUCUUCCAUACAACAACUUCUCCAACGUCAUUCCUCCCUCUCUCUUCAACGCCACCACCCUCAUUGUCCUCGACCUCUCUCACAACUCGCUCUGCGGUUCCCUUCCCUCGCACUUUCUCUCCCUCAAGUUCCUUCGCCAUUUGGACCUCUCCUCCAACUAUCUCAACGGUUCCCUCCCUCCUACCCUCUCCGAUCUCACUUCUCUCACCGGAACUCUCAAUCUUUCUUUUAACUUCUUUUCCGGCGGGAUUCCGGCCACCCUUGCUAACCUGCCUGUGGCUGUGAGCCUCGACCUCCGCAACAACAACCUCACUGGGAAAAUCCCCCAGGUGGGAUCCCUGCUAAACCAGGGUCCCACCGCGUUUUCUGGAAACCCUGGACUCUGUGGCUUCCCUUUGCAAACCGCGUGCCCCGAAGCGCAAAAGCCUGGGAUUUUCGCCAACCCUGAAGAGGGUUUCCCUCAGAACCCCAAUGCGCUCCACCCCGAAGGCUCAGACCAGAGAGUGAAACCACACGGUGGCGGCUCCGUCGCUGUUCUUGUCAUCUCCGGGCUUUCGGUCGCGGUUGGAGCGGUUUCUCUCUCUCUAUGGGUUUUCCGGCGGCGGUGGGGCAGCGGCGAGGAGGGGAAAUUGGGGGGGCAGAAGUUGGAGGGUGAGGUGGAUGUGGGCGAGGGGCAAGAUGGUAAAUUCGUUGUGAUGGACGAAUGGUUUGAGUUGGAGUUGGAGGAUUUGCUUAGGGCGUCUGCGUAUGUUGUUGGGAAGAGUAGGAGUGGGAUUGUGUACAAGGUGGUCGGGGUCGGAAGAGGGUCUUCCGCGGCGGCGAAUGUGGUGGCUGUUCGGCGACUCAGUGAGGGUGAUGCGACGUGGCGAUUUAAGGAGUUUGAGUCUGAGGUGGAGGCCAUUGCAAGGGUUCGUCACCCCAAUGUGGUUCCUUUGAGAGCUUAUUAUUAUGCCCAUGAUGAGAAGCUGCUUAUCACCGAUUUCAUUCGCAAUGGAAGUUUGCACACUGCUUUACACGGUGGGCCUUCCAAUUCAUUGCCACCAUUGUCAUGGGCAGCAAGGUUAAAAAUUGCUCAAGAAGCAGCCAAGGGCUUGAUGUACAUACACGAGUUCAAUGGUCGCAAAUAUAUCCAUGGCAACAUUAAGGCAACAAAAAUCUUACUAGACGAUGAGCUCCAUGCAUACGUGUCAGGUUUUGGACUUUCUCGGCUUGGUUUGGGCCCGCCAAAGUCUAUUGCAAUGCCUCCAAAACGGAGCAGCUUGAACCAAUCUUCUGUAACCACUGCAAUGAGUUCAAAGGUUGCAGCCUCCUUUAACCACUACCUGGCACCUGAGGUGCGUAUGGCCGGUGGGAAGUUCAGUCAGAAAUGUGAUGUGUAUUCAUUUGGCAUUGUGCUUUUGGAACUUUUGACGGGUAGGAUGGCAGAUUUUGGAGAAGAAAAUGAUGAGAAGGUGCUGGAGAGUUUUGUGAGGAAAGCGUUCAGGGAGGAGCAGCCACUGUCUGAUAUCAUUGACCAAGCACUCAUCCCUGAAGUUUAUGCUAAAAAGCAAGUGAUUGCUGCAUUUCAUAUUGCUCUGAACUGCACCGAACUCGAUCCAGAGUUGCGGCCACGAAUGAAAACCGUGUCAGAGAGCCUUGAUCACAUCAAAUACAGUGAAAAACAAGAAAACCAUGUAUAGUUCUGGUUCUUGUGCUAGACUCUUUUCUUCUUCUUUCUUUGAUGUGUUUAGUGAGGUUGGUUUUGUAACUUCCAAUGUCUCAAUGGAAAAUGUUCCUUUCGUUUUCAAGGGAAA
This is a messenger RNA of Vigna angularis (adzuki bean), 2228 nucleotides long. RefSeq names its product receptor protein kinase-like protein ZAR1. Gene Ontology annotation, biological process: protein phosphorylation. The record is from RefSeq and is a predicted model, not a curated record. Gene Ontology annotation, molecular function: protein kinase activity; protein binding; ATP binding. Bases 153 to 2114 code for a protein of 653 amino acids. The transcript is spliced from 2 exons. NCBI's taxonomy places the organism in Eukaryota, Viridiplantae, Streptophyta, Magnoliopsida, Fabales, Fabaceae.